This is a messenger RNA of Aethina tumida (small hive beetle), 997 nucleotides long. RefSeq names its product eukaryotic translation initiation factor 3 subunit F-1 (gene eIF3f1). The transcript has 2 exons. Gene Ontology annotation, cellular component: eukaryotic translation initiation factor 3 complex, eIF3m. Gene Ontology annotation, biological process: translational initiation. Lineage: Eukaryota; Metazoa; Arthropoda; Insecta; Coleoptera; Nitidulidae. Gene Ontology annotation, molecular function: metallopeptidase activity; translation initiation factor binding; translation initiation factor activity. Bases 48 to 884 code for a protein of 278 amino acids. The record is from RefSeq and is a predicted model, not a curated record.
CGUUAGUUUGUUAAUAAAGCGCAUGUCAGCUUUCUUUCGUCAUCAAAAUGGCGCUCAACCUACAAGUUAAAGUGCAUCCAGUUGUUUUGUUCCAAAUUGUUGACGCGUACGAGCGCAGAAAUGCCGAUUCUCACAGAGUUAUCGGCACCCUGCUCGGUACUGUUGACAAAGGAGUAGUUGAAGUAACAAAUUGCUUUUGUGUACCACACAAAGAGCAUGAUGACCAGGUGGAGGCUGAGCUCAGCUACGCGAUGGACUUAUAUGAGCUGAACAAGCGUGUUAACUCGACAGAAGCGAUUGUCGGCUGGUGGGCUACCGGCCACGAGGUAACCAAUCACAGCGCCGUCAUCCACGAAUACUACUCCAGAGAAUGCAACAAUCCAAUACAUCUGACGGUCGAUACCAGCCUCCAGGGUGGCAGAAUGGGCCUGAAAGCAUACGUCUGCGUUGUACUGGGCGUGCCAACUGGCAAACAAGGCUGCAUGUUCACCUCCAUCCCCUGCGACAUCACUUGUUACGAUCCGGAGGUGUUUGCCUUGCAACUGUGCCAGAAAACUAUGGCGCCUAGCGCGGGCAGAUCCAGGACCGUGAAUCCAAUGUUGGAUUUGGUACAGGUUGCCGAAGCCGGUUCGAAAAUGGGCGUGCUCCUUGACCAAGUGCUGGCCUAUGUGGAGGAUGUGUUGGCGAACCAAGUCGAACCAAACAAUGCGAUCGGACGAUCCCUAUUGGAUUUGGUCAAUUCCGUACCGCACAUGUCUAAUGAACAGUUUUCAGAGAUGUUUAAUAGUAACGUGAAGGACUUGCUGAUGGUUAUCUCGCUGUCGCAGCUUAUUAAGACGCAGUUGCAGCUGAACGAGAAGUUGACACUUUUGACAUCAAUUUAAGGAGUAUUAGGAUUGUUUUUUAAUUGUAUUUCAGUCAUUGGAAGUAUGUAUAAUAAUGCGACUCACAAGAUCUGUCAAUGUACUUGAGGUUGCAAAUAAAUACAUAUUUUUAA